Molecule: messenger RNA, 1688 nt
Organism: Erigeron canadensis
Lineage: Eukaryota; Viridiplantae; Streptophyta; Magnoliopsida; Asterales; Asteraceae
Product: seipin-2-like
Exons: 2
Coding region: 131-1480 (449 amino acids)
Biological process (GO): lipid storage; lipid droplet organization
Cellular component (GO): endoplasmic reticulum membrane
Source: RefSeq, a predicted model, not a curated record
UUCCUUAAUCACACUAAACACGUGAUCAUUCCUUGAUCCCUUCUACUCUUUUCCAGUUUCUCUUCACCAAAUGUAAAUCAUCUCCCAACCCUAACCUUAAUUCAAUUUCUCACUUGUUAAUCUCCAACAAAUGGAACACUACCACCACUCCAAUUCCGACAAAAACAUCAUUAAACACACGGAUCACGAAUCCGACAAACAAUCCUUCACAGAUGCACCAGACUCUUUUGAUCCCGAAUGUUCCAACAACACUUUGUUCCCUUCUGAUUCCACCAUUUCUAAUUCAGAAAAUAUUACAUUAGAUCACACUACAAGUUCUGACAAUCUUUCUAAAAAUGGAAAUGACAAUACUUCUGAAAUCACUAAUGUUAAUAAUGAUACCCAUUUACCUGUUUAUGGUUCCAAUUAUUUAUUUUCAUUAGGGAUUAAAAUGAUAGAGUUUCAAUUAAAUUUGUUAGUUAAUUCAAUCAUGUUUCCAUUACGGUUACCUUAUUAUUCGUAUGUGUUUAUGAUCGACCCGUUUAGUACCCUAAACGUUGUAAAAGAAUAUAUAUUAACGAAUAUAUCGAGAUUUUCUAGUUUAGGAUUUGAUGGUGUUGAUAGGGUUAUGGAUAUGUUGACUAGGAAUAACGAGUCUUUGUCGAAGUUGUGUGUUCAAAUCGCGUGGGGGUUGUUAUGGUCGGUUUAUGUAGGUUUCGUUUUGGUUAGUUUGUUGAUUUUUGCGUUUGUUGUUAGUGGUGUCGUUUUGAAGCGUGUUUUGGAAGAGCCGGUAAUGAUUAUGCAGGAGUUGAGUUUUGAUUACACGAAAGAUAGUCCUACGGCUUUUGUACCGUUGAUGUCAUGCCCAGAGUCGUCGUUUUUGGAAUGCAGUGAUUUGAUUGGGCCCGGAGAGGGCGACGAUUAUCGAGUUAUAUCUCCUGGUCGUAAAGUGUAUGUUACGGUAUUGUUAACAUUGCCAGAGUCGUAUUACAACAGAAACCUUGGGAUUUUCCAGGUCAGAGUAGACUUUCUUUCUGUUGACGGCAAACGUCUUGCAAGCACUAGACAACCGUGUAUGCUCCACUACAGAAGUCAACCCAUCCGCCUUAUAUUGACCUUUUUAAAGCUAGCACCCUUAAUCUCUGGCUACUCAUCGGAAUCCCAAACACUAAACAUAAAAUUCAGAGGAUAUACAGAAAGAGAUGACCCUUUGUCCUGCUUGAGGGUAACAUUGGAACAACGAGCAGAAUAUACAAAAGGUGCAGGUGUUCCUGAAAUAUAUGAAGCAUUUUUGAAGAUAGAGUCGCAACCACCCUUCUUAAAAAGGAUUUUGUGGUCUUGGAAAGGGACAGUGUACAUAUGGGUUAGUCUUAUGAUCUUUCUGAUCGAAAUGUUGUUCACUCUUGUAUGUUGUACUCCUAUGAUUGUUCCAAGGCUACAGCCGAGGAGUGUUUCUGUAAAUGCUAACGCAUCUCGAAACACCCGUCCAGUUCCAAAGUAGAUUGCUGGGUAAAUGUACAGAAAUGGCUAAACUGAACCUGCCGUUGAGUCAUAUAGAGUAUACUGUGUCUGUUUUGUUACAACCUAACUCAUAAGGUUCGGGUAAUUUUAUUUUUUUCUGCUGAACAGAAAGUGCAGAUGUUGUCAUAAUUGUAUGCAAGAUUCAUGUAUUCUUUUGUAUAUACUAAUGUUCUCUUGAUGAUUCAAAA